GAAAUUCACCUGUCGUCCUACAUAUUUCCAUCGUCAACAUCAAAAAAGCUAUCUUAUGCCUUCAGACUUGUCUAAUUUUAAUUCUUAGUCAAUUAAAUACUCAACAAGUGUCGAGAUUCAGGACAUAAUAACCAGCUUCGGCGCACGCGCGACCUGCGAAGUUUUGUUCACGCGCCUUACUUCAGAUUUCAUCAGCUCUUACUAUCUAAUUCAUUCUAUUAUUUCAUUCAUUUUCGACACGGAUUGUGGAUUUUAGAUACAUUCUUGGAACGCAAAAUGACUUCAACUGAAAUUGAACCGGUAAACUCCAUAGAGCUACAACUUGCGCGAGAUACCCUUGGUCCUUUCAUCGAUGCACCAACUGCACAGCUAUUCUUGCCGCAGGCCAGUCAGAUUCCCCAAGCUGCAUGGGAGAUCAUCAGAAGAGUCCUCGAGAAGAAUCCCCAGGCAAGGGAGGAUGUGACCUGCCUGACAAAAUUAUUAGCAGAAGAGAGCCAAGCAGCACUGGACCUCAAUAUGGCUGGCCUGGGCGCCAUCGAUGCCGUGGAGCCUUCCGACUUCUCAUUAAAGCCGACAGAAAGGCUUCCUCUGACAGAUAAAUGUCAUCACUACACAGGCCAGCACGAAGUCCCCUGGGACCUCCAAAAAUACUUCAGUCAAAGAUACUCCAUCUUUUCAUUUUAUGAUGGCGGAGUUUACAUGACAGAUGAUGCAUGGUUUGGCGUCACACCCGAGCCGGUAGCAAACCAAAUUGCGUAUGAAUUAUCUGAGGACCACUAUGAUCCAAAGAAAACCACCUUGAUUGAUGCCUUUGGUGGCGCUGGUGGCAAUACAAUUGCAUUCGCUUUAUCCGAGCGAUGGGAACGAAUAAUUUCUAUCGAGCGUGACCCUGCUACGCUUGCUUGCGCCCAGCAUAACGCUGAGCUGUACGGCGUCGAUCCAGGUGUAGUCACUUGGGUCCUUGGCGACAGCUUUGACUAUGUUAAUCAGCUUGUUAAUUCACCAGAAAAGCUGCAUCCAGACCUGAGGGUUGAUUUGCAGUCCACUACGGUAUUUGCCAGCCCCCCUUGGGGAGGGCCUGGAUAUAGAACCGAUGAGAUCUUUGAUCUGAGUACAAUGCAGCCAUAUAGCCUGAACCAGCUACACGAAGCCUACAAGAAAAUGGAUCACUUGCUGUUCCUUCCAAGGACAAGCGACAUUCGCCAGAUUGCGAAACUUGCACCAGAGGGGCAAAAGCUUGAGGUUAUCCAAUACUGCGUAGAGGGGGCCAGCAAGGCCAUGGGCGUCUAUAUUCCGGGAGAACUUCCACCAACAUCUGAGGAAUAACUCGUCAUCUUUUUCAUCUACAACAUGCAUGCAUGAUUUUAAGCGUUUGCAUCAGUGUAUAAGCAAAGAAACUUUUAUCUAUACCCGAGCAUCUAUGUAUAUUUUAC
Trichoderma asperellum CBS 433.97 is the source of this 1433-nucleotide messenger RNA. RefSeq lists its product as uncharacterized. Gene Ontology annotation, molecular function: RNA cap trimethylguanosine synthase activity. Lineage: Eukaryota; Fungi; Ascomycota; Sordariomycetes; Hypocreales; Hypocreaceae. Gene Ontology annotation, biological process: 7-methylguanosine RNA capping; 7-methylguanosine cap hypermethylation. Gene Ontology annotation, cellular component: nucleus. The record is from RefSeq and is a predicted model, not a curated record.